Closterium sp. NIES-65 is the source of this 2451-nucleotide messenger RNA. The record is from the annotation of a GenBank genome assembly. Lineage: Eukaryota; Viridiplantae; Streptophyta; Zygnematophyceae; Desmidiales; Closteriaceae.
AUGGCUUCGCAUGUGCGAAAUUCGCUACUUCUGGUCGUCAUGAUCAGCGCAGCAACGGGGGCUUUCGCCAGUAUCAAGCCUCUUCGUGGCGUUCCCCCUCAAGAUAAGGCCCUAUUUUCGGGAGAGGUGUUCUCCUGCCGGGAUGGUUCCAGAAAGUUGCACAUCUCGCGAGUCAACGACGAUUUCUGCGACUGCCCUGACGGCACGGACGAGCCUGGCACCUCCGCCUGCCCCAACUCCUCCUUCUACUGCCGCAACCGAGGCCACAACCCGCUCUCGCUCUUCUCGUCCCGAGUCAACGACGGCAUUUGCGUUGCAAGCACGGACGAGCCUGGCACCUCCGCCUGCCCCAACUCCUCCUACUGCCGCAACCGAGGCCACAACCCCCUCUCACUCUUCUCCUCUCGAGUCAACGACGGCAUAUGCGUGCAUGUGCUCUGUUGCAAUCUCUCCCCUCACCGCCUCUCACCGCCCCACACCUCCCCUCACCUCUCUUCACCCCCCCUCACCCCUCCCAAGAUUGCUGCGACGGCAGUGACGAGCAGGGGCGGCAAGGCAGCAGCAGCUGGAUCAACUCCCCUUUUCCCCCCACCGCCACUCGCCCCCUCUCACCCCUCCACAGAUUGUUGCGACGGCAGUGACGAGUAUGACGGCAGGAUUACCUGCCCCAACACUUGUGCUCAGGCGGGGGCGGCGAGGCGGCAGCAGCUGGCAGCUGACGUGGCAAAGCACAGGGAGGGCGUGAGGCAGCGGCAGCGGGCGGUGGAGGAGUGGAGGGAGAAGAAGGUUCGGCUGCAGGAGGAGAGGAGGGAGAGGCAGAGGGAGAAGAAGGUGCGGCUGCAGGAGGAGAGAGGGCGGCUGGAGGAGGAGGAGAGGGAGCUGCAGGAGAAGGAGAAGGCUCUCAAAGGUAUGUCUGGGUGUGUGCUUGUGCGCAUGUGUAUGGGUGUGAGGCAGAGGCAGAGGGCGGUGGAGGAGUGGAGGGAGAAGAAGGUGCGGCUGCAGGAGGAGAGAGGGCGGCUGGAGGAGGAGGAGAGAGAGCUACAGGAGAAGGAGAAGAUGGAGAAGAAGGUGCGGCUGCAGGAGGAGCAAGGGCGGCUGGAGGAGGAGGAGAGGGAGCUGCAGGAGAAGGAGAAGGCUCUCAAAGGUAUGUCUGGGUGUGUGCUUGUGCGCAUGUGUAUGGGUGUGAGGCAGAGGCAGAGGGCGGUGGAGGAGUGGAGGGAGAAGAAGGUGCGGCUGCAGGAGGAGAGAGGGCGGCUGGAGGAGGAGAGAGAGCUACAGGAGAAGGAGAAGGUCCUGAAAGGUAUGCAGCGGCAGAGGGCCGUGGAGGAGUGGAGGCAGAAGAAGGUGCGGCUGCAGGAGGAGAGAGGGCGGCUGGAGGAGGAGGAGAGGGAGCUGCAGGAGAAGGAGAAGGUUCUUAAAGAGAGGAAGGAGGCUCUAGAGAAGAUAGAGGAGAAGGAGAGGGAGAUGCAGAUAGAGGAGUAUGCAGAUAGAGGAAGUGGCAAGGAGAUGGAUGAUGAUGAGAGCGAUGAGGACCUGUCGGGGCUGUCUAAGGAGGAGCUGGGGCGGAGAAUCGCGUCCCGAUGGGCGCAUGGGGAGGACGGUCCUGGGGGCGCGGAGGUGGAGGGGGGAGACGGGGACGGGGGGAAGGCGGACGGGGAGGGUGAGGGGGAGGGGGAUGAUGGGGUUGAUUUGGGCGGGGAGGAUGGGCAGUUGUAUAAUCGUGUCUCCUCCCUCGUCUCCUAUUCACUCUCUCUUCUCCCUCCUCCCUCUUCUCGCUCCCCUCCACCUCCCCCUUCUUUCCCCGUCAGCCCCUGCUGCCCCUUCGCCCACAUCCUUGAGGGACAAGGCAAGGCAGCGCCUGCCCCGCCGCCAUCGCUGUGGGACAAGGCAAAGCAGGUGUGGACGCGGGUGUCCGCCCUCGUCUCCACCAAGCCUUCUCUGCCAGUGAACGAAACAGACCUGCUGACGAUCCGCUCCGAGUACAACGUUAUCUCGACCAAGCUCAGCAAGACUAAGGGGCGACUUCGCACGGUGAAGGAAAACCUGGAGAAGGACCUGGGUCCUGACGGCGAGUUUGCUUCAUUCGCCGACCACUGCUUCUCCUUCAAAGUCAACCAGUAUGAGUACGAGGUGUGCCCAUAUCGGCAGGUGAAGCAGAAGGAGAAGCACCACUCUGAUACCACCGUGGGCCGCUGGUCGGGCUUUGAGGACAACUAUCGGACGAUGAUGUUCAAGAAUGGUGAUAAGUGCUGGAACGGACCCAACCGGAGCAUUAAGGUGAAGCUGGAGUGCGGACUGAAAACAGGGAUCAAGUCAGUGGAGGAGCCAAGCCGAUGCGAGUACGAAGCGGUGCUCGUGACGACUGCAGUGUGCAACGCAGAGCUGGCACAGGAGCUGGAGAGGCAGCUGAAGCAGAUGGAGGAUGAUUUGGCUGGUCACGAUGAGCUGUAA